Molecule: messenger RNA, 408 nt
Organism: Podarcis lilfordi (Lilford's wall lizard)
Lineage: Eukaryota; Metazoa; Chordata; Lepidosauria; Squamata; Lacertidae
Source: the annotation of a GenBank genome assembly
GCUACUAAUCAAAACAAGAUCAACAAUAUUGUCAAUCUCUCACAGCAAGCACUCAGCCCAGCCGAGGAAUCAGUCCUUUCACGUGGACUGUCAUUCUGCCCUGCCAAAUCCCCACACAUGAUUCAGUUCUACGGGGACUUGGAAGCAUUUUUCCGCCGUUUACGCCUGAAGGAGUAUUUUCAACACACACAACAACAAGACAAAUCAGAACAAACAACAACUUCACAACACAACACCUCUCAACCCACUGGAGAACAACAACCACCCUCCCAACAGAACACUGACCACCAACUACCUCCGAAAAGUGUUACACAAAAAGGGACUCCACAUGGACCCCUCCUGAUGGACGCAAUACCACACUGGACUUGUACAUUGACUGCUUCCGCCACAGAAUCCAAACAGAUGUGA